Ipomoea triloba (trilobed morning glory) is the source of this 2472-nucleotide messenger RNA. RefSeq names its product protein SIEVE ELEMENT OCCLUSION B-like. Gene Ontology annotation, biological process: phloem development. NCBI's taxonomy places the organism in Eukaryota, Viridiplantae, Streptophyta, Magnoliopsida, Solanales, Convolvulaceae. Bases 59 to 2254 code for a protein of 731 amino acids. The record is from RefSeq and is a predicted model, not a curated record. The transcript is spliced from 8 exons.
CUUUUUAGUUUUUCCAGAUCACAUUUAACUUGGCUUUUUUCAUUAAUUUCAAUUCAACAUGGCAAACUUUCAUAUUGAUGAGAAUUCUAUGAUGGAUCUAGUUUGUGCAACUCAUAAUCCUGACGGUACAAAUAUCAAUUCUAAUGUCGUUCUUACUGCAAUUGAGAAAAUUCUCAAUUCUGAAAAGGCGGCGGAUAAAGAAACCUCGGAAGAGAUGCUAGAGGAGCUUGAUCUCAAUUUUAAGGAGUGUUCUUUAAAAAUACAACACCUUUGUUUUGAGCUAACAUCCAAGUCAUCAAGCAUCAUAGAUAGACACCUUAUCACAAUAUGUCUAUUAAGCACAUUAUCGGCAUAUUCAUGGGAGGCAAAGAUGGUGUUAAUGCUUGCAGCCUUUUCCAUUAGCUAUGGGAAACUCAACAUUUUUUCUCGACAACGCUAUAGGAAAGAGUUGACAAAGCAAUUGGUAAUCGUCACACAAAGCGCAAAUCCAACAGCAUCUAAAGAUCCAAACCCAAUUGAUAAUUUGAUAAAGUGUGCCAUGGAUCUCACCAAAUGCAUUGUUGAGAUCAAUCAAUUGUCAUCAUAUUAUUUGCCUCAAUCAAUCAUUUCGGUAUUACCAUUUGCUAGCUAUUGGGUUGGUAGAAGCAUUGCUUGUACUGUGGCCUAUUGUGCUUGUCCUCCUAUGACAAACAUCAAGUUUGAAAGUGAACUCAACAUUAUAACUACCAAAAUCAAGGAUAUACUCACCAGUUGUUCCCUUGCACUAGAAGCGAAGAGAUCAGAAGAAUCUUAUCAAGCAUUACAACAUGCUUUAUUUAACAAUUCUACAGAUAAAUUGAAAGUGUUAAAGUUAAUAUUAAAUGUCAUUGAUGAUAAUGAGAUUUCGCUUUCUACGCAUGCGGACGGGGGUCAGAAAAUUGGAUUAAAGUUUUUUGGUGAGGAUAAAAAAGUGGCUCUACUACUGACAUCAGGCCUUGACAUCUCUAAUGAGAAGAUUCAGUUUCUCAAUGCCUUUUACAAUAAUACAUUUUCAACUCCAUAUAUAGUUUGGAUUCCAAUUCUGGAUGAUCAUGCAGCAUGGUCGAUUGAGCAAUAUGAAGAAUUUCAAGAUAAAAUGUUGUUUGAAGUAAUGGAUGAUCCACAUAAAAGGAUUGCACGAAGCUUUACUAGAUUUGUGAAAGAGAAUCUCCUUCCUCACUUUCAGAUUGGAGAGGAGCCUAUCCUCGUUUCACUAGACCAACAAGGAAGGAUCGUUCAUACAAACGCAAUGCACAUGAUUCAAAUAUGGAGUCCUGAUUAUAUUGAAGAUAAGAAAUUGAGAGUUGAGGCACGAAACAAUAUAAUCCCUUUCAUCGAAAAGGAGAUGAAAGAAAGGUCACAAGGUCUUGAUAGUUUGAUAUUUGACAUUGGCGAACAAAUUAGACAUUUGGCAUAUGAAAUUGAUGAUAAGAUAGAUGGUUGGGCAAAUCAAAUUAAUAAUAGGAUAAAUAAGCUGAGAGAGCACUCAAAUAGGUACACAAGUGAAAGAGAAAACGCUCUAUGGAAAAAAGAGAAAGAUUGGAGUCUUGGCCUUGUGGUGGGCGAGAUUGAUAGCGGCCUAACGAAUUGGAUUAGAGAUGAAAGUUAUAUUUUCUUAUAUGGAGGAAAUGACAUUAAAUGGGUUAGAGAAUUCACUUCCAAAGUACAUGAAGUAAGCUUCAAAACCCAGUCAAACAUACACUUGAUUUAUGUUGGAAAAAAUGAGAAAGUAAGAGCAAGCAUUGAUGAAGAAAACAUGAGCGAUUUAUUAGAAAGUCCCGAUGAUGCUUGGAGGUUUUGGACAAGGCUUCAAAGUGCAUUAUUGUCACGAAUCAAUUACUUAAAUGCAACUAAUUGUCAUGGUGAUGAGUGUGACGAUGAAAUUGCAAAAGGGUUCAAAAAGUUGUUGGGCUAUGAAUGUAAGGGUAAAACAAUGAAAGAAUGGGCAUUGUUAAGCAAAGGGCAAAAAGUGGUCGUAUGUGGACAUGGAGCUAAAAUGUUGAGGGUCAUUAAUGAGUAUGAGAGUUGGAAGGAAAAUAUGGCCCUUAAAAGCUUUGACCAAGCAUUCAAAGACUACUACAAUAAGGUCAAUACUUGUUUAUCGAAUAGCCAUUCUUGUUGUGCUUUUGAAUACCCAAUCACCUUGAAAGAAAUCCCAACAAAAGAGAAAUGUCCAGAGUGCUUUCAUUAUAUGCAAAAGUUGGUGACUUUUACCUGCUAUCAUGGUGACAGUUGAUUACAAGGUAUGAAUGAUGCAUGGGAAACUUCUGUAUGGUAAGCUAAGGCAUUCAAAGACAGGCACAUGAGCAUCUUAGCUUGCUUCAAAUCUUGUCGUCCUCAAAUUAGGUUUUGUUCCAUCUGAUUUGUAUAAUUUUUUUUUUUUUUUGUAUGAAGUGUUUCAGUUCUAUAGUUUUGGUGAAAAUUUUAAUCCCAAGUAUUUACAGUUUUUUGCUA